Molecule: messenger RNA, 1482 nt
Organism: Sodiomyces alkalinus F11
Lineage: Eukaryota; Fungi; Ascomycota; Sordariomycetes; Glomerellales; Plectosphaerellaceae
Product: repressible alkaline phosphatase
Exons: 3
Coding region: 1-1482 (493 amino acids)
Biological process (GO): dephosphorylation
Cellular component (GO): fungal-type vacuole membrane
Molecular function (GO): alkaline phosphatase activity
Source: RefSeq, a predicted model, not a curated record
AUGCGUAGUGCCGCUGCUCUCAUCGGGGCUCUCGCCCCUGCUGUUCUCGCCGGUACCCAGGCUAAGAACGUCAUCUACAUCGUCCCUGAUGGCUAUGGCCAAGCCUCCCAGACCAUGGCCCGGGACUAUGUCUCUCUACUGGAGACUAGCACCACCCCCCGCAACCCCAACAUCUUCGAGCUUGCCGCUGAUGACAUGACCAGGGGUCUCGUCCGUACCCAUGCCAGUGACAACCUAAUCACCGACUCGGCCUCGUCCGGCACCGCCUUCGCCUGCGGCUACAAGACCUACAACAACGCCGUCAGCGUUCUCGAGGACGGCAAGACCCCCGUCGCCUCCAUUCUCGAGGCCGCCAAGCUUGCUGGCAUGAAGACUGGCCUCGUCGUCACCAGCACCAUCUUCCACGCCACGCCCGCUGUCUACGCCGCUCACGCCGCCCACCGCAACAGCUACGCCGACAUUGCCGCCCAGGAGAUUGGCUACACCCACCCUCUCGGCCCCGUGGUCGACGUCCUCCUCGGCGGCGGUCGCUGCCUCUUCAAGCCCCGCUCUGCCGCGGGCUCUUGCCGUAGCGACAACGUCGACCUGUUUGGUUUCGCCGAGGAGAACGGCUACCACGUCAUGCAGGACCGCGACGCCUUUGACGGGCUUCAGAAGGGUCUGGGCGACAUUCGCAUUCCCUUUAUUGGUCUUUUCAAUGACGACCAGAUGAAGUAUGAGAUCGACCGCAAGAUCGACCAGGACGAGCCCUCCCUGGUCGAGAUGGUCGAGACUGCCGUCAACGCCCUCCACCGCGCCACCCACUGCAAGGAGCAGGGCUACUUCCUCAUGGUCGAGGCCUCGCGCAUCGACCACGCCGGCCACGCCAACGACCCGGCCGCCCACCUCCACGACACCAUCAUGUACAACGACGUCAUGGGCUUCGUCCGCGACUGGAUCGACGACCACCCGGACACCGUCAUGAUGUCCGCCGCCGACCACGAGUGCGGCGGCCUCACCCUCAACGGCUUCAACCCGCUCGGCCUCAAGGACACCCGCCGCUCCGGCGAGCACAUCGAGCGCGUCUGGCGCAACCGCCCCGCCGGCGUCGACCCCCGCGCCUUCCUCGUCUCCGAGAUCCUCCCGGAGAUGGGCCUCGCCGGCGCCACCAACGCCCAGAUCAACACCAUCGUCUCCUCCUCCAACCCCGCCCGCGAGGUCCUCGCCCUCCUCAGCGCCCGCGCCGGCGUCCACUGGUCCAGCGGCGGCCACACCGCCUCCGACGUCACCCUCUUCGGCUACGCCGCCGGCGACAAGGCCGACGCCUUUAAGGCCGAGCUCGCUGGCAACUUCGACAACACCGAGCUGCCCCGCAUCGUCGAGAAGAUCCUCGGCGGCGCUGUCGACCUCGACGCCGCCACCGAGCGCCUGCGCGCCAACGGAACCAACUGGGUUUCCAAGCGCGGCCUUGAGCAGCGUUCUGUCAGCGACCACUGGCAUUGA